CGCGCGGCCUGGAGGGCCCCUUCCGACCGUCGCCUCAGUUGUGGUCCUGUUUGGGUGUUGUUGUUAUUUUUUUUCCUGGGUGCGCCCGCUCGAAUUCCUGAGGGAGGCGCUUUCCCCAACCCACGCCCCGCCUCGCUCUGCCUCUCAGGGCUGCUGGACACCCCUUGGAGCGCUCCUUGAGGUUACAACUCCCAUCUCCCCCCACCUCAGCCAGGGCCGAGGAAGAGGAGACCCUCCCCUCCCCCUCCUCUGAGGCGGCGGCCCCCAAUAUGGCGGCGGCCAAGGAGGAGGGGCCAGGACCGCGCGCCAGAUUUGAAGACAAGGCUGAAGGAGUUUUCAGUAACAUAGCAGAAAAACGCGGUGACCUCGUCCAUAAAGAAAUGUCUGAGAAAACGGUCCACAAUCUAACCCCUGCUUUCGACAGCAUACCCUACAGAAUGCAGAACCGAACAGGAUCUACAAAUUCUUUGCUGGAUGAUAGUGAUUACUUCCUGAACUCUGGGGAUCUUACAGGAAUUCCAGUUGUUGGGAGUGACAACGAGGAUGAACAGCCCUUUGCUCCAAAGGAUGGUCUGCCUUCUGCCAUUCGCCCCGAGGAUACCCGGGGAGAGGUGCGGAGGGUUCGGGAUCAUGCAGUGGACAAUGAGAAAGACACACAGAUGCAAAAUGUGAUCCAGAAGGAUCUCUCUCCGCCUUUUGACAAAGGAUCCUCUGUAUUUAAGUCCAUUCGGAAAGAUUUUAGCAUAACCAGAGAUGAUGGUAAAGAGACCUUUUUGACAAAGGAGAAAGCCAGAGACGGACCUUUUCAGGAGCGUGACAAACGCUUGGAAAAAAUACCCAAGGAGUUGGAUUCCAGAUUGAAAAGUAGCUUCCUCGAUAAAUCAGUUCCUAAUCAAGUAGAAGAUACAUUGCGGACACAGUUAGCACCACAAACUCCAGAAACAAACUUCAGGGAGUCUAGCUACUUGUUUGCUAAUAAGGAAUCUGUUGGUCAAGAACUAGGGAAUUCAUAUGCGCCAAAUAUUAGAAUCAAGGAAGAACCUUUGGACAAUGACUAUGACAAAGCUAUGGCACCUCAGCAAGGGCUGCUGAACAAAAUUAAGGAUGAACCAGAUAAUACUGAGGAAUAUGGUCAGCAGCCAAAAACUCAGGAAGGUGAACUGAAGAUCAGCGCUGUGUUUUCAGUCAGUGGCAGCCCUCUUGCUCCACAGCUGACUUCAGGGUUCCCACCAAAUGCACCAUCUUCUGGCAUGAACAAACUGCUUCCUUCCGUCCCAAGUGCAGCCGUUCGAGUUUCCUGUUCAGGAUGUAAGAAAAUCCUGCAGAAGGGGCAAACAGCCUAUCAGCGGAAAGGCUCCACUCAGCUCUUCUGUUCUACACUGUGCCUCACAGGAUAUACUGUACCAGCCACCCGGCCACCAACUUCUACCAAGAAAACCUGUUCCAGCUGCUCUAAGGACAUUUUGAAUCCAAAGGAUGUGAUUACUGCCCAGUUUGAUAAUACAAACUCCAGCAAGGAUUUCUGCAGCCAGUCGUGUCUUUCCAUGUAUGAGCUGAAAAGGAAGCCUGUUGUUACCAUCCACACGAACAGUAUUUCCACCAAGUGCAGCAUGUGCCAGAAGAAUGCGGUGAUUCGGCAUGAAGUGAAUUACCAGAACGUUGUGCACAAGCUCUGCAGUGAUGCCUGCUUUUCCAAGUUCCGCUCAGCAAACAACCUGACCAUGAACUGCUGUGAAAACUGUGGUGGUUACUGCUACAGUGCCUCAGGCCAGUGCCACAUGCUUCAGAUAGAGGGGCAGUCCAAAAAGUUCUGCAGCUCAGCGUGUGUCACUGCGUACAAGCAGAAGUCUGCAAAAAUCACUCCCUGUGCACUGUGUAAAUCUCUGAGGUCUUCAGCUGAGAUGAUUGAAAGCACAAAUAACGUGGGGAAGACGGAGCUCUUCUGUUCCGUGAACUGCCUAUCAGCACACAGAGUUAAAAUGGUCACAUCUUCAGGUGUCCAGGUUCAGUGUAACAGCUGUAAGAUCUCAGCCAUCCCUCAGUAUCAUCUAGCUAUGUCUGAUGGGAGCAUACGCAAUUUUUGCAGCUAUAGCUGUGUCGUAGCUUUUCAGAACUUGUUCAACAAGCCCGCAGGAAUGAACUCCUCAGUGGUCCCCUUGUCACAGGGCCAAGUGAUCGUCAGCAUCCCAUCAGGGGCAACAGUUUCAGCUGCAGGCAGCACUACCUCAACGGUUUCCCCGAGCUCCGUCAGCAGUUCGGCGGCAGCCGGUCUCCAGAGGCUUGCCGCUCAGUCGCAGCAAGUCACCUUCACCCGCACUGUCGUCAAGCUCAAGUGUCAACACUGUAACCGCCUGUUCGCAACCAAGCCUGAAUUGCUUGAUUACAGGGGCAAAAUGUUUCAGUUCUGUGGUAAGACCUGCUGUGAUGAUUACAAGAAGAUAAACUGUGUUAUGUCCAUGUGCGAAUACUGCAAGAUUGAGAAGAUUAUCAAAGAGACGGUGCGGUUCUCAGGCAUUGACAAGUCGUUCUGUAGCGAGGGCUGCAAGCUACUGUAUAAGCACGACUUAGCCAAACGUUGGGGGAACCACUGUAAGAUGUGUAGCUACUGUUUGCAGACAUCUCCCAAGCUGGUUCAGAAUCACUUUGGGGGCAAGGUGGAAGAGUUCUGUUCAGAAGACUGCAUGUCGAAGUUCACGGUUCUGUUUUAUCAAAUGUCCAAAUGUGAUGGAUGCAAAAGGCAGGGUAAACUCAGUGAGUCCUUGAAAUGGAGGGGAGAAGUCAAGCAUUUUUGCAACCUGCUCUGCAUUCUAAUGUACUGCAACCAGCAAUGUGCAUCGGAUCCGCCGCCCCCGCCGCCGCCGCCGCCCCCACCGCCGCCGCCCCCACCUCAGAACAAUACAGCAAACCUUCCCAUGACACCAACAUCCUCAGCAGGGCCCCCUCCGUCUCUCAGGAAGGAUUCCACUCCUGUCAUUGCAAAUGUAGUCUCCCUUGCCAGUGCUCCUGCGGCUCAGCCCACAGCCAAUUCCAACAACGUUUUGCAAGGUGCUGUUCCUACUGUAACAGCAAAAAUCAUUGGAGAUGCAAGUACCCAGACAGAUGCUUUGAAGCUGCCCCCCUCACAGCCUCCCCGGCUCCUCAAGAAUAAAGCCCUGCUGUGUAAGCCCAUCACACAGACCAAGGCCACAUCCUGCAAACCGCACACACAGCAUAAGGAAUGCCAAACAGAAGAAGAAGACGACGUUCCACCCAAAAUCAUCAUGGUGCCUGUUCCUGUACCAGUAUUUGUGCCGCUCCCGCUUCACCUUUUCACCCAGUACACGCCAGUUCCACUGGGAAUGCCAGUACCUGUCCCAGUUCCUAUGUUCAUCCCACCGGUCCCGGAGAACAGUGGCAAGGCAGUAGAAACCAUUCCAGAUGUCAAGGAGAAGAAUUCUGCCAAUCCUUUUGAGGCGGAUCUCCUACAGAUGGCGGAAAUGAUCGCUGAGGAUGAGAAGGACAAGGAACACUCCCAAGGAGGCUCUCAAACUUCUGAGCAUGAACUGUUCCUGGACCCCAAGAUAUUUGAAAAAGACCAAGGCAGCACAUACAGUGGGGACUUGGAAUCCGAAGCAGUAUCAACUCCUCACAGCUGGGAGGAUGAGCUGAACCACUAUGCCUUACGCUCAAGUACGGUGCCCGAGCCUGAGCCCGAACCGAGGCAGUUCUCCAAAGGGGAACUGGAGCAGGACCUGGAGGCCGACUUCCCUUCAGACUCCUUUGACCCAGUCAGCAAAGGGCUAGGUCUUCACUCACGUGCACGAGCAAGACGGAGACACAGAGAUGGUUUUCCACAGCCAAAAAGAAGGGGGAGGAAGAAGUCCAUAGUCUCCGUGGAACCCCGGAUGCUUGUGCAGAGCUCCUACCCAGGCUGUUCCGUUUCCGGGAUGAGUCUCAAGUACAUGUAUGGGGUGAAUGCCUGGAAGAACUGGGUCCAAUGGAAGAAUGCACAGGACGACCAAGGAGACCUGAAAUUCGGAGUUCGGCCUGUGAAGCUCAAAGAGGAUAUCCUCUCUUGUUCUUUUUCUGAGCUGAGUUUUGGCUUGUGCCAGUUUAUCCAGGAGGUGCGGCGACCAAAUGGGGAAAAGUAUGAUCCUGACAGCAUCUUAUACCUGUGCCUUGGAAUUCAGCAGUACCUAUUUGAGAAUGGUAGAAUAGAUAACAUUUUUACCGAGCCCUACUCCAGGUUUAUGAUUGAACUUACGAAACUGUUGAAGAUCUGGGAGCCAACAAUACUUCCAAGUGGGUACAUGUUCUCCAGAAUUGAAGAGGAGCACUUAUGGGAGUGCAAGCAGCUGGGCGCCUACUCCCCCAUUGUCCUCCUGAACACGCUGCUCUUCUUCAACACCAAAUAUUUCCAGCUCAAGAAUGUCAGUGAGCACAUGAAGCUCUCUUUUGCCCACGUCAUGCGACGCACCCGGACCCUGAAGUACAACACCAAGCUGACUUAUUUACGUUUCUUCCCUCCUUUUCAAAAGCAGGAGGUAGAAUCAGAUAAAUUAGUGGGCAAAAGAAAACGCCACGAGGGCGAAGAGGUCCCAACAGCAGUGGAGAUGGUCGAGAACACUGACAACCCCUUGAGAUGCCCCGUCCGGCUCUACGAAUUCUACUUGUCCAAGUGUUCCGAAAGUGUGAAACAGAGAAGUGACGUCUUUUACCUCCAGCCAGAGCGUUCGUGUGUCCCCAAUAGCCCCAUGUGGUAUUCCACUAUGCCAAUAGAUCCUGGGACUUUGGACAUCAUGUUAACGCGUAUCCUUAUGGUAAGGGAGGUGCACGAAGAACUUGCCAAAGUCAAACCAGAGGACUCUGAUCCUGAGCUUUCAGACUAAAGUUGGGCAAAGGGGGAGCUAUCUCUUUUUUUGUUUUUUGUUUGUUUUUUGUUUCCUUCCCUUCCCAACACACCUUGCAAAAGCACCAAACUGUGAAUGCAUCCAGCCUUUGGAAAAUACUCUCUCUCUCGUGUCAUACCCACCCUCAGAAGGCACAGCGUGAACUGCAACAGUUUGCAAAACAAGAAUUGAAGGAAACAAAGUGACAGGAGCUGCAAGAAAAGGGAGCGCUCAGUGGCUGCGACUGAUCCUGACAACACUCAGAAUGGACUCGAGACCCAUUUCUUCACCCUCCUUUGCAAGGUGGUGCUUGUAGUGGGAUAAAGACCAAUUAUGAAUUUUUUUGAAAGAAACCUGUUGCGUACAUUUUUCCCUCCUAACCAUGGAAGCCAAGAAGCUAGAUUAAACCCCUGGGUGCUUUUGCAUUGUAGCUGCUGCCCACAUUUAUGUGGGGUUUCCUAACACUUGCCAUAGGAUGCAGAGCAGAACGUAGUUAGGUGGAAACAAAUGGAAAUGCCAUCUGUAACAUACACACCAGUUCCCCUUCCUUGCCCUUUCCCCUUUUAUACUUAAAAAAAAAAACACCUCAGAUUGGACAUUCAGUAAGUCUGUUUUAGCCAGAAGUUGGGGCAAUGGACUCAGCCGUUGGACAGGAAAACUUGGUGGGAUGCUGUGAAAUUUCCUCUUGUUUGAAACACUGGCUCUGUUGGCAUCCCUUACUGGGCAGCGGAGUGAGGCCAAAACUCCUUGCAAAUUGCUUUGUGAUGAAAAAGUAAUUCCAGAGUGUCGGUGAAUCCACACACCUGUGCCCUCCCAACACAGACAAACAGGGUUCGGCACAGGAUCGCCCCUUCUUCUCCCCUUGCGCCCGCCCGCCCACCCCACCCACUAGAUUGAUAUCAAAUGCUAAGAUGCCCAGAAAUGGUUCCAGAGGAAAUGUGUCUCCCUCCCCUUGUCUCUUCAGUUUCUUCUUAAAUCUGUUGCGGUGGCGGCUUCUCCACUGUGUCUCUACUGUAAUUCUUGUUUUUUCAAUGUUCUGUAGGAAUGAGCCUUUUGGAGCCUUAGACGAUUAUUAUUAGUUUUUAAUUUUCCCACCUUCAUUAAAAAAACAAAACAAAAAUGCCCAACUGCAUCGUAAUCCUUGGGUAGGGUCAUUGGUCUGUUUGUUCAUUUUGCCACUUUCAUUCAAAUAGCCAUGCAAAAAAUAAGGCCUGAAUUUGAAAGAGAAGUUGGGUGCAUCUGCCCUCUGCCCUCCCUCUCCAGAAGUGGUCCUUCUACUUUACCCAAAAUGCAAGGUGCUUUCCCCUAUCUAGGUCAAAUCCUUCUCACCAUGCGUCUCCAAUUUAAGACUUUUUCUCAGUCUUGCAGGUCACUUUGAAAAUCCACACUAUUUUUUAAAAGCAGAAAAAUUGUGUAUCUUUUUAUUGGCAGUUUUGUCCAGUCUUCAAAUUUCUAAAAUGGAAUUCUGGCUUCUUUUUUUUAAACCUUCUGGUUGAUCUCUCCAGUGCUGAACAAAACCUCCUUUGUGUGUGUGUGUUUGUGGUAUUCUUUUUAACAGUAAGGAAGGUAACAACAAUAAAACGAGAACGUAGUCUUCUCUCAUUUUUGCUGUUGUGUACUUGAUUGUCCUGUCCCCUGCCUGUAAUGAAGUUCACUGGUGUAUUUUUGAAAUACAGAAAAUUGUGUGAAAUAAGUUUGUUUAACGCACCUA
Molecule: messenger RNA, 6579 nt
Organism: Varanus komodoensis (Komodo dragon)
Lineage: Eukaryota; Metazoa; Chordata; Lepidosauria; Squamata; Varanidae
Gene: ZMYM4
Product: zinc finger MYM-type containing 4
Exons: 29
Coding region: 270-4868 (1532 amino acids)
Molecular function (GO): zinc ion binding
Source: RefSeq, a predicted model, not a curated record